Molecule: messenger RNA, 3023 nt
Organism: Oncorhynchus tshawytscha (Chinook salmon)
Lineage: Eukaryota; Metazoa; Chordata; Actinopteri; Salmoniformes; Salmonidae
Product: phospholipid phosphatase-related protein type 5
Exons: 7
Coding region: 1-855 (284 amino acids)
Biological process (GO): phospholipid metabolic process; phospholipid dephosphorylation; signal transduction
Molecular function (GO): phosphatidate phosphatase activity
Source: RefSeq, a predicted model, not a curated record
AUGGACGUGGUGACAGUAUUCAGGACCUGCUGGUAUGGACGUGGUGACAGUAUUCAGGACCUGCUGAUUCUGGUGGCCGUGGUCCUCAGCAAGGCCCUGGGCUGUUCUGUUCCCCUGCCUUACAUAGAGAGGAGGAAGAUGAGGAGGAGGAUGAUGAUCUCAGAGGCUGUCCUGUUUUUGAUACAGUACUCCUCUAAAGAGCUGGACGGUCAGGAGAAGACCAUCCAGACCGGAGACUGCUGCUAUCUCAACCCACUGGUGCAAAGGACCUUUCGCUUUCUGGGCGUCUACACGUUCGGCCUGUUCACCGUGGACAUCUUUGUGAACGCCGGACAGCUGGUGACGGGGAAUCUGGCCCCACACUUCCUCACGGUGUGUAAGCCCAACUACACAGCCCUGGGCUGCCAGCACGCCCUGAUCUACAUCAGUCAACAGGAGGCCUGCACGGGGAACCAGGAGGAUAUCCUGCGCGCACGCAAAACCUUCCCCUCCAAAGAGGCAGCGCUCAGUGUCUACGCAGCCUUCUAUCUUGCGAGUUACAUCACAUGUACAGUGGAAGUCAAAGGAACGCGGCUAGCCAAGCCUGUGCUGUCCCUGGGUCUGAUGUAUCUGGCUUUCCUCACGGGACUCAACAGAGUGGCUGAGUACCGGAACCACUGGUCUGACGUCAUCGCUGGAUUCAUCAUAGGAGUGGCCAUCGCCACUUUCCUGGUGGUGUGUGUGGUGCAUAACUUCAAAGGCAAGCUGUUGCUGAGUGGUGAAGACCCCCCACAGGAGAACAUGUCUAGAGUGGAGAGCCCACUGGAGAAGUACAUCAGUUUGCAGAAUCACAUCGCCUUCGCUGAGGUCACAUGACGCUGAAUCGGCUGUUUGACAAACCCAUUGGACAUCCACGCACUUCACCGUCCAAUCAAAAAUCGAAUAGCUCUUCACCGUCCAAUCCCCCCCCCCCAAAAAUGGAAUAGUCAAGUUGCAACGCUAACUCAUUAUGCAUGGCUACUGUAUGAGGUCUGUUAGUGUUGUUGUCUGUUAAGUCCCUGUAUCAUGGCCUAUACAGCAGUCAGGGAAAACUCCUCAAAAGCAUGAUGGGAAAGGCCUUAAUGGGUUUCUCCAUUUAUUUAAUCUAUUUUGGGACUAAAUCCCCCAAUGAAGAAAAUCAACUGGAAUCAACUUGAAUUGACUGGACUCUUCUUUACACGACAUGACCUGCUGUGACCCAGAUGCCUCUAUCUACUGAAGCAGAGAGAUGAUUCAUCCAUUUUCCCACAAUGUUGGUCAAAUGGGUUCUCAUUCAUCACUUCUAAAUAAUAAUUUUGUGUCUUUUCCAUCAGUAGAGAAGAACAGAGCAAAUUAUCGAUGUCUCUGUUAUGUUUCCCUUUGAAAACGAUAUUUUUGUAAUGCUCACUAAUGCACUUAACUGUCACAAAGGACAUAGCGACACACACCAGCACUUUAAAAUCAAACUCGAGUCAAAAACCGCAGGCAAGAUGGCCGCCCAUACUGCUGCUGCUUGAAAAAUAUACAUGUCAAUUCAGGAUUAGUCAAAUCUGCUAACGUGUGCGUUGCAAGACUUAACUGUUUAGUGUUAUUAUAUUCAAAUUAUGAAAAAAUAUAGCUGUAUAUAAUGUAUACAUACUUCAAUUUCCUUUUGCCAAACAUUGCUGUCUAUUUUCUUAUGGUUGUGUACUGUAUGUACUGUGUGUAUUGUGUGUACUGUGUGUGUUUGUUCACAAAAAUUACUGUCCACGUGUUGUUUAUUUUAUCAAUUGACUAUUAGUACUUGAUUGUUUUUGCUAUCAUGAGAUAGCUAUACCAUGUUAAACAUCUAGGCAACACAUGGCUAUGUUCUAACAUGAGAUAGCUAUACCAUGAUACACUCUACAGGAUCGGUGUCCCCCCCCCAAUGACAUUGUAAGCAAAAAUAACAUUUCCCAGGACAUAGACAUAUCUGACAUGGGCAGAAAGCUUAAACUGCACUGUCCAAUUUACAGUAGCUAUUACAGUGAAAGAAUACCAUGCUAUUGUUUGAGGAGAGUUGUACAGUUAUGUAUCAAUAAACAUGUAUCAAUAAACCAAUUAGACACAUUUGGGCAGACUUGAUACAAUAUUUUGAACAGAAAUGCAAUGGUUCAUUGGAUCAGUGUAAAACUGUGCGCAUACACUGCUGCCAUCUAGUGGUCAACAUCUAAAUUGCGCCUGGACUUGAAUAAUCAUUGCAGCCUUUUUUUUGGCUUUUCAAAGAUGAUGAAAAAAACAUGAUCUUUAAUCAGAUCGAAUGUGUUCUAUUCUCCUACAUUCAUUACACAUUUCCACAAAACUUCAAAGUGUUUCCUUUCAAAUGGUAUCAAUAAUAUGCAUAUCCUGGCUUCAGGUCCUGAGCUACAGGCAGUUAGAUUUGGUCAUGUCAUUUUAGGCAACAACAAAAAAAGGGUUGGAUCCUUAAAUAUACAUCUAGGCUACAUAGGCGAAUGUUCUGAUUUAUUUAAUACUCUUGACUUUUGAAUAGUGUUAAUAUUUCCUGUUUUUCUGUUAUAUUCUAAAAGUCUCCUACAUAUUUCAUACUUUUUUUCUUUCUUAAAACAAGUUUUGGUCAAUAGGCAACACUUUUCAAUCUUUCAUGAUCCUUUUUUAAAUGGUGGAUUUGUAGUUUAUUCUUCUUUUUCGUCUUCUUCCUGUUUUGAAGUCAGAUUGUCACAUUGUCAUUAUAGCAUAGCGAUUCAUUUUGUGUGGAUGCUAUUGAUAGUAUACCCACCCAGUGAUUUUACCAUACUUGUAUUUCAUAUCCUUUCUCUUUUUAACUUUAACAUCAAUCAGAUCAUGACCUUUUACACUGUAAGCAAAAUGAUGUACGGUCUUUCAAUAAAGAAAUAUCUAAAUUGGUUGCUGCCAUGCUUUCACUAACCUACGCUGGACACUGAAUUUCUUGCUAUUAGUUUGUUGUGAAUGAUUGUGUUGAAAAAGACCAUUAAAAAAGACCAUUACAACGUCCAUAACAUCAGACAGAUUGAUUGAGCUCCACUGUA